AUGGAUAAAAACACAAGCUCAUCCUCGUUUCCUCUAGCCAGUCGUGUAGCCAUAGUAACUGGAGCCACAAGAGGCAUCGGCCGUGCGAUUGCCAUUCACCUCCACAGCCUUGGUGCAAAAGUCACUCUCAAUUAUGUCUCGAGCACAACAGAAGCUGAACUCCUGGCCUCGGAACUAAACGCGUCUCAACCAAACUCUGCACUCGCAGUCAGAGCAGAUGUUUCAGAUCCGGAAGAGAUCAACAGUUUGUUUGAUCGAACCGAACAAGAGUUCCGAUCAAAAGUUCACAUUCUCAUAAAUUGUGCAGGUGUUUUGGACCCAAAGUAUCCAUCUUUAUCAGAGACUACACUAGAAGAUUUCGAAAAAACAUUCAGGACAAACACGAGAGGGGCUUUCUUGUGUUGCAAGGAAGCUGCUAAAAGGGUUGUUAGAGGAGGUGGUGGAAGAAUCAUUAUGAUGUCUACUUCACAGGUCGGUGCACUCUCGCCAGGUUAUGGAGUCUAUGCGGCGUCAAAGGCUGCGGUUGAGACAAUGGUGAGAGUGUUGGCAAAGGAACUGAAGGGAAGCAAGAUAACGGUGAACUGUGUGGCACCAGGGCCGAUUGCGACAGAGAUGUUCUAUGCUGGAAAGAGUGAUGAUAUGGUGAAGAUGCUUGCAGGGGCGUGUCCGAUGGGGAGGAUUGGUGAGCCAAAGGAUGUUGCGGAUAUUGUAGGGUUUUUGGCAGGUGAUGGUGGGGAAUGGAUCAACGGUCAGGUUAUCAGAGCCAAUGGGGGCUUUGUUGUGUGAAAAAAAAGGAAGAUUUAAUUAUCAAAUAUUGAUGUUAACUUCUUUCGGUGUGUUGAACAUUGUGUAACUCGAUUAUGAGUGGACCACGUGGUUGAUGAAAGUUCACAUGUCUUUAGUCAACUUUCACUUAAUAAACGAGUUUUGGGGCAUAAAAAACAAAAGAGUGUCUGAUAAUUGUUUGCAAGCAUAUUUAAUUGGGAAAAUAAAAGAACGAGCACUGUGACAAAUGAUAUAUAGGUUUUAAAGUGCAAUAAAAGAUAUAUGAUGAGCAAAUUACCUAAUUGUCUUGUAUUUCAAAUUAUAUUGUAUCUUUCUGUAAUGCCUCGAAACCUUAAUCCUAAUUUUUUUUUUCAA
Eruca vesicaria subsp. sativa (arugula) is the source of this 1140-nucleotide messenger RNA. The record is from the annotation of a GenBank genome assembly. NCBI's taxonomy places the organism in Eukaryota, Viridiplantae, Streptophyta, Magnoliopsida, Brassicales, Brassicaceae.